AUGUUAUCUACUGUCCAAUUAAAUCACAGUAACCAUGCCCAAGAUAUGGUGCCUGAAAAUAGUUUCAACAAAAUAAAUAAUUUCCGUAACGAUGAACAUGGUCCAUAUUCAAAUCCACAGCAAGAAGACUACACAUCUUACGAUGCAAAUUUUGAAAUAGCAAACCGUGCCUUCUAUGCCACAAUCAAUAAAUUCACAAGACAGGCUUGUCCUGAUACAUCAACAAGACGUAGAUCCCCUCCUUAUUCAUUUUUAGAAAACUGGCAUUUACACAGUAUUUACAGCAAAUCACAACAAACAUUACUAGGCAUUACGCCCGUUAAACCUUCGGUGCUACUAUCAGGUGACGAUUUCAUGUUUACACCUCCUUUUAUCCAAGAAGAAGAUGAAGAAGAAGAGGAGUUUUACAGCGAUGAAGAUGAAGAAGAUGACAACCAAGGCAACUGGGAUUUCUAUCAUCUCAGUCCAUGCCCUGAAUCAAAUCAAGCUGGCGAGCUGUUCUCUUGCUCCUCGUAUCCUCCAUCAUCAACUGUGUCUGCUACAACAACGUCCCUUUCAUAUUUUGAAACAACCCCCCUCUCCCCUCAUACUAUUGCUACUACAACAAAACAAUACUUUUACGACCAACACGAGAACCAAGACGGCAAUAUUUGGAUAGAGAAUGACGAGAGACGACCACUCAACUUGAAUGGAUUUCAGUCGCUUUCAAAUCUAAACCUACUAACCAUCCAAAUUCCACCUCAAAACAAAACACUAGAUCCACUAUCAUCUCCUGAAGAGGAAUCCAGCUCAUCAUCGUCGGCAUCCUCCUCUUCGUCCGACGAGCAAUUGCUCAACAACUACAGCCCAAGCGAUAGCGACAGUACUUGCAGCAGCAUCACCAGCGAAAAACUGGAUGCUUUUUUCAACACUACUGACGACUUUGAAAACGAUGCUGAUAUCGAUGGUGUUGACGAUAGAAAUCAACUAUCGCCGCAACAACAAGAAUUAUCCUCAUAUGAUCUAAUGAACUUGUAUGAUACCGUAUUUCCCACUAACGACGAAUUGAAUCGACAACAAGAUGUUGCACAAAUCUCCACUAUGAUUAGCCCCGUGACAAGAUCCUCAUCAUUCAAAAGCCAACAUUCGAUAGAUUCCGUCGUGUCUUAUCAAUCGCUUGCUGACCUGAUGCAUCCUCAACAGCCAUCCACUGGCUCCUCAUUUUAUGGGUCUAUUAGUCAUUCUUUCACUUUUGAUGGCAACGUGGAAUCCAGUUCAAGGAAAUCUAUCUUGAAUUCAAUAGUCGAUACUCUUGUUAACAACAAUAACAAUGCAAAAGAUCACGAUGCUUUUAAUAACGAAGAGAUGGGAAUUCGACCAGCUACUAACGAACAUGGUACAGCAUUAAAUACUAUUUGGACGAGUCUUGCUAUUUUUAUCAUGUAUUAUUGGCAACUAUUGACUCAAUUCUUUACGAGAGAAUCCUCAACAUCACCAUCAAAUGAAUCUGAAUCUUUGCUUUAA
Mucor velutinosus is the source of this 1503-nucleotide messenger RNA. RefSeq lists its product as uncharacterized. The transcript has a single exon. The coding region runs from base 1 to 1503 and encodes 500 amino acids. NCBI's taxonomy places the organism in Eukaryota, Fungi, Mucoromycota, Mucoromycetes, Mucorales, Mucoraceae. The record is from RefSeq and is a predicted model, not a curated record.